AUGCCCACUCCCUUCGUCAUCCUGGCGGCUCUCAGCCUGCUCGCCAGUGCCCCAGUAUCAGCUACACCGAUAGCAGAAAAACUACAACGUAUAAAAGAGGUCCCGACCUGCGAAGGCAAGGAGCAAGACUCAAAGUUUACCUUCUCAACUCCUAGUGGCGUUUACGACACCAUCUGCGGCAACGACUACUUCGGAGGGGAUCUUAAAACGUCCACGGCCGAUACCUUCGAGGCUUGUCUUCUGGACUGCGACAAGACUGAUGGAUGCAUCAGUGUCUCGUACCAGGGCAGUGCAUGCUACAUGAAGAAUGAAGCGAAGACCGCUGUAGCUGCUCCGCUUGUCAUCACUGCGAAGAAGCAAGGUACUUCUACAUCGCCUUCCGCUCCGACAAAAGAUUACAGCCUUACAUGCGAGAACAAGGCCAGCGACAACAGCAUCUAUGAGGGUGCCAAGGGGCAAUUCAAGAUCCUUUGCGGGAAAGAUUAUGCUGGUGGCGAUCUCAAGACUGUCAACGUAGCUCGCUUCGAAGAUUGCAUCAAGGCUUGCGACACGACUGACGAGUGCAUCGAUGUUUCUUAUGUCAACGGCGCAUGCUAUCUUAAGCGCAGUACUGCAACCCUAGUCACGGCCGACUGGGUUUGGACGGCCGUCCUUCAAGACCCCCAAACAAACGCCAUCUCAUGUGUCGACAACGUGAGCAAUGGAGCAACAUACACUGCGAAGACCGGAGGUUCCUACAAGAUCGAGUGCGGUCUCGACUACGCAGGUGGAGACAUGCAGAGUCUGGACACCGCUACCAUUGAGCUCUGCAUGGACGCUUGUGAUCUUACUGAUGGCUGCGUUGAUGUUUCAUUCGUUUACGGGACCUGCUACCUGAAGAACGUAGUCAAUGGGAAUGGUACUCCCGUCGGUCAUGUGUGGACGGGCCGGCAGGUUACGAAGACCACUACAGCUGCAGCGCCCCGCAUGACACUCGGAGUGAACACAGAUUUCGAGACCAGCAACCUUAACGACUGGCUCCAAGACCAAUUUUACCGGAACCCCAUGUCAGCCAACAUUGUCAACGGAGGCGACAACAGUCCCCGCUCGCUGCAACUCUCCCACAACGGAGGUGACUACUCCAGCGUCUACCUCUGGCAGGGAAUCCCUGCAUCGGCUGCGAACAAGUGGUUCCGUGUGGAAUUCAGUACAAUGUAUACUCACGACAAUGGACAAAACUGGAAUACCUGCUUCCAGGCCUUCACAUGGGCCGGCCAAUUUCAAGGAGUCGUAAGUUACCCUCAGCUCACUCGACAGCAUUCUGCGCUCGUUACAUUCCAUUCCGUUAGACACAUGUGCUGA
Parastagonospora nodorum SN15 is the source of this 1341-nucleotide messenger RNA. RefSeq lists its product as hypothetical. The coding region runs from base 1 to 1341 and encodes 446 amino acids. The transcript has 3 exons. NCBI's taxonomy places the organism in Eukaryota, Fungi, Ascomycota, Dothideomycetes, Pleosporales, Phaeosphaeriaceae. The record is from RefSeq and is a predicted model, not a curated record.